Crotalus tigris (Tiger rattlesnake) is the source of this 2579-nucleotide messenger RNA. RefSeq names its product protocadherin beta-16-like. Gene Ontology annotation, molecular function: calcium ion binding. The record is from RefSeq and is a predicted model, not a curated record. Gene Ontology annotation, biological process: homophilic cell-cell adhesion. The transcript is spliced from 2 exons. Lineage: Eukaryota; Metazoa; Chordata; Lepidosauria; Squamata; Viperidae. Bases 33 to 2438 code for a protein of 801 amino acids. Gene Ontology annotation, cellular component: plasma membrane.
AUGUCCUUCUCUCUUUCUCAUUCCUUAGAGUAAUGUGUACUUCAAUUCGCUUUUCUGUCCCUGAAGAAAAGAAAAAGGGGUUUCUGGUGGCUAAUGUACUGAAGGAAUUGAAACUGGAAGCAGGGGAGCUCUCAGCCCGCAAAGCACAUUUAGCUGCUGAGGGCAUUCAGGAAUACUUCCACCUUGAUAUUCAGACUGGGAAUCUGUUGAUUAAUGAUAACAUAGACAGAGAAACUUUAUGUGGCCAGAAUGAUCCUUGUGUACUUCUAUCUCAGCUUGUUUUGGGAAACCCCUUAGAUAUCUUUAAUAUUGAAAUCAAGAUAGAAGAUGUGAAUGACAAUGCCCCCAAAUUUUGGAAAAACAAUGUGGAGAUAGACAUUCUUGAGACUGUUCCUAAAAGUACAACAUUCCCCUUGGAACCUGCCCAAGAUGAAGACUUGGGAGAGAAUAGCAUCCAAAAUUAUACUCUUAAUCCCAAUGAGCAUUUUCAGCUUGAAGUACACAAGAAUGAAGAUAGAAAAGACAAUGUAUAUCUUGUUUUGAAGAAAACAUUAGAUAGGGAGAGGAUGGCACAUCUUGGAUUGACUCUAAUGGCUAUUGAUGGAGGAGUUCCAAAGAAAACAGGCACAGUUCAAAUUAACAUUAAUGUGCUGGAUAGUAAUGAUAACUUUCCUCUGUUUAGCAAGUCUGAAUAUAAGGCAAGAAUAAAAGAAAAUCUCCCUAAAGGCACUCUUGUGAUUAAAGUGGAAGCCGCAGAUCUGGAUUUGGGUUCAAAUGCACAGAUACUCUACUCAUUCCAUCAAGUGCUGGAAAGAAUAAACAAUUUGUUCUAUUUAAAUGAAAGAACAGGAGAAAUCACAGUUUUGAGUCAGAUUGACUAUGAAAAAGAAAAGAGUUACAGUAUGAACAUCAGAGCAACAGAUGGAGGGGGUCUUUCAGGGCACUGCAACGUACUGAUAGAAAUUGAAGAUGUGAAUGACAACCCCCCAGAAGUGUCCAUCAUAUCUCUGACCAACACUUUAAAGGAAGACUCUCCCCCAGACACAGUGGUGGCCAUCUUCAGUGUUAGAGACCAAGACUCUGGAGACAACAGCAAAACAGUCUGCUCCCUGGAGAUGAACCUUCCUUUUGUGCUCAAAGGCACCACAAAUAACUUUUAUCAGCUUGUGCUCCAAAGUCCCCUAGACAGAGAGACGGUCACUGAGUACAACAUCACCAUCACAGCCAUUGACUGUGGCUCUCCUAGGCUCACUUCAACAAGACUGAUUAAUGUUCAGAUCUCCGAUGUCAAUGAUAACUCUCCUCUUUUUGAAAAGUCUUCAUUUGACAUGCAGAUCCGGGAGAAUAAUAUUCCAGGUUUGCUCAUUGGCUCAGUCCACGCUGUGGAUCUGGACACGAAGCAGAAUGCAAAAGUGACUUACUCAGUUCUGCCUGGGAAGGGUGAUGGCCUUUUGCCCACUUUCAUUUCAAUCAACUCUGAUACUGGAAACCUGUAUGCCCUCCGAUCCCUGGACUAUGAGCAGAUAAGAGGCUUCAGAGUUACUGUGAGGGCCUCUGAUGGUGGUUCUCCUUCCCUGAGCUCAGAAGUGAUUGUCCGCAUCCACAUCAUAGAUGAGAACGACAAUGCUCCCUUCUUCCUGUAUCCCCUCCAGAACAACACAUCCCCAUGCAAUGAGCUGGUUCCCAAGUCAGCCGAGGCCGGCUAUCUGGUCACCAAGGUGGUUGCAGUGGAUGCAGAUUCUGGCCAAAACUCUUGGCUUUCCUAUGAAUUGCUGAAGGCCACGGACCCAGCCCUUUUCAGCAUAGGAGCGCAGAAUGGGGAAGUGAAAACCAGGAGAGCCCUGAAUGAGCGAGACACAAACAAGCAGAGGCUGGUGAUUCUGGUCAGAGACAACGGUCUUCCUCCCCAGACCAGCACGGCGUUGCUUAAUGUCCUUCUUGUGGAUGGCUUUUCGGAUCCCUUCCUGAGGAGGGUGGAUGUCAGUGUGCAAGAACCGGAAGAAGAUAAAACCUUGACCAAGUAUUUGGUGAUCUGCUUGGCUGCUGUCUCCUUUGUGUUCCUGGUCUGUAUUGUUGUGUUUAUUGUGGUCAAAAUCUUCAAGAAGGACCCCCAAAGCCAUUUUACUACAGCUGUUCCUCACUUCCCACCCGCCAGUGCUGAUGCCCCAGAGAACUGUGCAGAUUCACAGAAUGGGUCACUUUCCAGGACUUACCGUUAUGAUGUUUGUUUGACUGGUGGUUCUUUAAGUAGCGAGUUCCGAUUUCUCAGGCCUCUCUUUCCUGUAUUUUCUGUGGGAGAUGUAAACGUCCCAGGCAACCACUGGACUUCUUCUGGCCCUGAAGAUUUAUCUAAGCAGGUUGUAGUUAAUGGCACAACGAAAGAGGUACUGUUUGAAAUAAAAAAAGAAGUUUUGGUAAAGUAUUCAUUUUCACAGUAGCUAUUACUCCUAGUAAUGAUAAUUGUAGGUUUUUCCAUUUUUCCAAGUCUGUUUUUAUUUGACUUAGUAAUUUUAUGUAGUUAGCUUCUUUUAUCAUUGCACAUCUUGCUGUUAAAUAUAUCCCCAAAUAUUUAACUUUCU